GAGUGGCGUUUGGGGAGAGCCGGAAGAGCCCGGGGGGGCUGCUAGGUGCGAUGAAGGGGCUGCCGUGCUUCUACCGGCAAGACGGGUGGUGGACGUAUGAGUUUUGCUACAAGAAGCACAUUCGCCAGAUGCACAUCGAGCACCUCUUGAGGCGCCUCACAUAUCACUGCUUUCCCUCCCCCCUCCGCACCUCCCCUCUGCCUUCCCUCUCCUGCCUCAAUCAAUCUCAAGACGGGUGGUGGACGUACGAGUUUUGCUACAAGACGCACAUUCGCCAGAUGCACAUCGAGCAGCAGGAGGGCGAGAACAAGGUGACGAUGGACUUUGUCCUGGGGCGCUACAGCGCACGCGAGUCACUGCGCGCACAGAGGAGGCUUGAAGCGACUGCUGCUGCUGGUGGCGGCGAUGGGGGAAAGAGGUACCACGUGCAUGUGUACACCAAUGGUACAGCCUGCGACCUCACUGGCGCUGGCCGUCGCACCGAGGUGCGGCACGUGUGUGAGGAGGGCGCGCAGACUUUCAUGGGGACAAUCAAGGAGGGACCCACGUGUGAAUACGAGCUGGCACUGCACACCAACCUGCUCUGCUCCCACCCCCUCUUCCGCACGGUACGACAGCCCAUCCACUUCAUCAACUGCCACCAGUUCCCCACCUCCUCCUCUUCCUCCCACUCCCCCUCCCCCUCUACUUCUGACCCAUCUCUCGAAAUCCCCUCUCUCGAAGAGGCUGCGGAGGGGACUGGGGAGGGGGGUAGCCGGGGCGAGGUGGAAAAGGAAGGGGUUGCGGAUGGAGAGGGGGAGAAGGGAGAGGGAGUGGAGGGUGGUGGUGGUGGUGUUGUGGUGGAAGGGGAGGAGGAUGGGGUGCUGUCGUUUGUGUACGAGGGGGAGGAGGAAGAGGAGGAGCUAGUGGAGGUAGAUCCAGAGGUGGAGGAGAUAGAGGAGAGCCUCAGUGCUCUGUGA
Messenger RNA from Closterium sp. NIES-65, 959 nucleotides. NCBI's taxonomy places the organism in Eukaryota, Viridiplantae, Streptophyta, Zygnematophyceae, Desmidiales, Closteriaceae. The record is from the annotation of a GenBank genome assembly.